Erigeron canadensis is the source of this 937-nucleotide messenger RNA. RefSeq names its product rhodanese-like domain-containing protein 9, chloroplastic. The record is from RefSeq and is a predicted model, not a curated record. The coding region runs from base 59 to 763 and encodes 234 amino acids. The transcript has 6 exons. Gene Ontology annotation, cellular component: chloroplast. NCBI's taxonomy places the organism in Eukaryota, Viridiplantae, Streptophyta, Magnoliopsida, Asterales, Asteraceae.
UGGCUUUACAUGAAGCAAUCACUCUCUUUAACAAAAUAUCCACAUUUACUCAUUAAUAAUGGCGGGGAUCAGCUCUUGUUGCUCUUCCGCACUCUCUUCUCGAAGCAAUUUGGGUACAUUUUCAUUAAGGUUUAAUAAUACUCGUCGCGAUGGAACGCCAAGAAUUUUGCGUACGAGUUUAAGAGUUAAUGCAGAAAUUGAAUAUGUCAAUGCUGAAGAGGCAAAGCGACUUGUAGCAGAAGAAGGGUACUCGAUUGUGGAUGUUAGAGAUCGAACUCAAUAUGAAAGAGCACACAUUAAAUCAUGUAAACAUGUUCCUCUUUUUAUCGAAAAUACAGACAAUGAUCCAGGAACAAUAGUCAAGAGACAACUGCAUAACAACUUUUCGGGUUUAUUUUAUGGAUUGCCAUUUACUAAGCCCAAUACAGAAUUCGUGCAGACAGUGAAGAACCAGUUCUCGCCUGAUAGUAAAAUUCUAGUAGUUUGCCAGGAAGGACUAAGAUCUGCCGGUGCUGCAAACAAGUUAGAGGCAGCUGGAUUUCAGAAUAUAGCAUGUAUAACAUCAGGACUCCAAUCUGUAAAACCAGGAUGGUUUGAUGUUGAGGGUUCUACUGAGUUACAAGACGCAGGUAAGGCUGGUUUGGUACAAGUGCAAGGCAAGAUCUCAGCUGUUCUUGGAACCGUACUCAUUUGUGCGUAUCUUUUCAUAACUUUCUUUCCAGAUCAAGCAGAGAAGAUCAUUGCACUUGUUCCUUCGAGUUAGCAAUUGCAGAGUGAGAUAAAAAGUUUUGCACUCAUGUUAUUUGUCUGAAUGAUGAUUUGAGUCAAGUAAGAUUCUUGAAAACAUAGAUCAUAUGUGAUGAUAGAUUUGCAGAUUUAGUUAUGACUGAUCAUUUAUUCAACAUGUGCAGUUAAUAAAAUUUCUUGGUUAUUGAUC